CUCCAACCAAGUCAUUCACUCAUUGUCUCCUCUCAUGCCAUGGCCUACAUUCCAUCUUCCUCCGAGCCCAUUGCAAUCAUUGGCAGUGCCUGCCGCUUUCCAGGCCAUUCCACUUCCCCAUCAAGGCUAUGGGAACUGUUAAGAAACCCAUACGAUCUUACCAAGCAAGUACCAGAGGGACGAUUCAAUGUGGAUGGAUUUCAUCAUCCGGACGGCGAGCAUCAUGGGACCACCAAUGCUCCGAAUGGCUACUGGCUAGAGGAAGACCCACGACGAUUCGACAGCACAUUUUUCAACAUCACCCCGAAGGAGGCGGAGGCCAUUGAUCCCCAAGGAAAGGUGUUGUUAGAAGCCGUCUACGAAGGCCUGGAGUCAGCCGGCCUGACCUUGGAAGGAUGUUCAGGGUCGCAGGUCGGUGUGUACGUGGGCACCAUGACGGCCGACUACGACAUUCUCACCGGCAAAGACGAACUCACCUUCAGCCAAUAUUGCGCCACAGGCACCUCGCGGGCUAUCAUCUCGAACCGCGUCUCCUAUUUCUUUCACUGGAAUGGCCCGUCCAUGACGAUCGACACCGCCUGCUCCUCCAGCCUAGUCGCCAUGCAUCAGGCGGUUCUGGGCCUGCGGAGCGGGGAGAGUACCAUGGCGUGUGUCGCCGGAGCCAACCUGAUGCUGAGUCCGGAACCGUUCAUCUGCGAGUCGAGCUUGCACAUGCUGUCUCCGGACGGAAAGUCGAAGAUGUGGGAUCAGUCUGCCGAUGGGUAUGCCCGAGGCGAAGGCGUCGGGGUAGUGUUCCUCAAGACGCUCUCUCGGGCCCUUGCGGACGGGGAUCAUAUCGAAUGUAUUGUUCGUGAAACCGGAGUCAACUCUGAUGGGCGCACCAAAGGCAUCACGAUGCCCAGCUCCCUGGCUCAGGCCGCUCUGAUUCAGGACACUUACCGCAGGUCUGGGCUCGACGCCCUGAACCCCGAUCAUCGCUGCCAGUAUUUCGAGGCGCAUGGUACGGGAACCCAAGCGGGCGACCCAACGGAAGCAGAAGCGAUCUACAAGGCCUUCUUUGGUGAGGAUGAAGAACUGCAGGAAGACGGUUCGAUUCUUGUCGGGUCGAUCAAGACCAUUAUCGGCCAUACGGAAGGGGCGGCGGGCGUGGCCGGAGUCUUGAAAGCGGCUCUUGCCCUAAAACACGCCCAAGUCCCACCCAACCAACAUCUCAAGUCCAUGAACCCACGCGUGGUUCCCUUUACAAGACGAUUACAUGUUCCUAAUACCCUCAUCCCGUGGCCGAGUGUUCGACCCGGUCAUCCGCUGCGUGCUAGUGUGAACUCCUUUGGCUUUGGCGGCACGAACAGCCACGCCAUCCUCGAGAGCUACGUCCCAGCCAUUCACGGGGGGCAUCUAGCUGCCAGCAUAGAAAAACCAAUUGAGCAUCCUCCCAGAUUUCCUUUAGUCUUGUCGGCCAACUCAGCCGAAGCGCUCAAAGACAAGGUCGAACAGUACAUUGAGUUGCUGGAGUCCGAGCCCGAGAUCGAUCUCCAAGACCUGGCAUGGACACUGGCGACGCGUCGAUCAGAGCUUCCGUAUCGUGUGUCCUUCUCCCCAGUGGCAGGACGAGAAAGGUUGCUCCAAGAGAUGCGAGAGCGACUGCAGACGACCGAGGGAAACUCGUCACUUGGGGUACGAUCCAAGACUGUCAAUCAUGAACGCGGUCGCAUUUUGGGGAUUUUCACCGGCCAGGGUGCCCAGUGGCCCCAAAUGGGCCAGCAACUCAUCCAGAGAUCACCGCGCUUCAAAGAGGUGAUUCAGAGUCUCGAUGCCGUGCUCCGGUCAUGUCCGGAUCCGCCCGCGUGGUCCAUUGCACACGAACUCCUUGCUCCGCCUACAUCAUCGCGUUUGAGCGAGGCAGCUCUGUCUCAACCACUGUGUACCGCUGUUCAGAUUGCUCUGGUUGACAUCCUUCAUGAGGCUGGAGUAGAGCUGGCGGCUGCAGUGGGCCACUCCUCCGGGGAGAUUGCUGCGGCCUAUGCUGCAGGUAUCCUGACGGCCCCCGACGCAAUCCUUAUCGCAUAUUAUCGAGGCUUUCACGCUGGCUUGGCACAAGGGCCAGAAGGAUGCCGCGGAGGGAUGAUGGCGGUUGGGAUGGGGGUGAACGAGGCGCUUGAAUUCUGUGAACAGCCUGCCUUCCUUCAUCACCUUCACAUCGCAGCCAGUAACUCGCCGGCAAGUGUCACCAUCAGUGGAGAUUUGGAGCCACUGAAACAAGCCAAGGCACUGCUCGAUGAACGAGGCACGUUUGCUAGACUCCUGAAGGUCGACACUGCAUACCAUUCUCAUCACAUGGAUCGCUGUGCCGCGCCAUACCUCCAGUCCCUACAGGCAGCUAACAUCGCACCCCUGAGCCUCACGCGUUCAUGUGUCUGGGUAUCCAGCGUGUAUGGGCCAUCGGGUGCUCCUACGCUCCGAGAGCUGUCAGGGCGCUACUGGAAAGACAACAUGGUGCAGCCCGUAUUUUUCACCGAAGCGGUGACCCGCGCGUUGACAGAAGAAGGCCCCUUUGACAUGGCGCUGGAAAUCGGACCUCAUCCUGCGCUUCAGGGUCCUGCCGUGCAGACAAUGCAGGAGGUCAAUGGAUCGGCGUUGCCCUAUGCUGGCUUAUUGCACCGCGGUCGGGAUGACCUGGCCUCCGUCAUCUCAACAAUGGGGCUCAUUUGGAGUCUGCUGGGUAGCUCUUCGAUCGAUUUUGAUGCCUUAUCUGUGGCACUGGGCAAUGAGAGGUCGGAUUGCCGGGUGGUCAAGGAUCUUCCUUCCUAUCCCUGGGACCACACCCACAUGUAUCAUCGACAGCCCCGGAUGGCCAAACAAUACCUCAACCGCCCUGCCCGUCCUCAUGAGCUACUGGGCGUGCGGACCAGCGACGACACGGAAUCAGAAUGGCGCUGGAGAAACUUAUUGAAACCAAGCACGCUCCCGUGGCUCAAGGAUCAUCGUUUCCAGGACCAGAUCAUUGUCCCUGCUGCAGCAUACUGUGUCAUGGCAUUUGAGGCUGCCAGAGCAUUGACCACCAAACCGGUCAAGUUGGUAGAAAUCCAGAAUCUAUCGAUCAAACGAGGCAUCACCAUGAGCGAUGACUCCCAGGGCGUCGAGACAAUAUUCAUGCUCAGAAAGGAGCCGACUGUUCCUGGUGAAAGUGUCAUCUCAGCGUCGUUUAUCCUGGACUUUGUCCCGGGCGAUGCUGACGCUCAGGGCACGAAUGCUGUCAAGGGGAUGGUUCACCUGCACCUGGGAGAGCCCUCCGCGGAGACUCUGCCCCGGAGGAGUCUACCCCCCCCUUCUGGCUUGAAUCGAGUGGAUCUCGAUGAAUUUUACGGUUCCAUUAAGGAUAUCGGACUGGGUUACACGGGACCGUUCCGUGCAAUGACAUCGCUUCAGCGACGUCUAGAUUUCGCAACAGGGACGCUGCCAAAGCCACAUCCUGCUGAGACCUCGACCCUUCCCGUUGCUCCGUCGCUUCUGGAUGCAUGCUUCCAGGCUGCGUUUGCUGCCUAUGCUGCUCCGGGCGACGGGUCACUUUGGACCUCGUUUCUCCCGCAGGAAAUCCAGAAUAUACGCUUCAAUCUGGACUUGUGUCCCGUAAAUCCUGGCCCAGCCGCAACGGUGAACGUGGACGCGGUGAUUACCCAGUUCUCUUCGGCAUCCCCUGAGUCCCCCGCCAACUUCUCGGGGGAUAUCUGCGUCUUCAACGCCAAUGGUAACAUGGAGGUGCAGGUCGAGGGUCUCACAGUGGUCGCGUUAUCGUCCACUGGCCCGGCAAACGACUGUGAGCUGUUCAUCGAGACGGUAUACAAGCCAGACCCGUACACCGGUAUUGUCGAGGCUAGGACAGAAGGCAUCAACGAGGAAUACGUGGCUCUGCAGCGUGCGUGCAUGCGCAUCGCCGACCACUUCUUGCACCCCAAUCGUACAGCAGGCAAGCCUCAACAGACUCCAGAGGCCAUGCAAACCGGGUUGGCAGACUCACCGUUCCGCGGCUAUUUGGAGCUUCUCAUCUCGUGUGGCCGUACAGCGCCAUCUCGCCUGCCAACGGCAAUCACGGAGAUACUAAUGCACUUCAACGAGCAGAGCGCGCUACAAAGUCACAUCAGAGCGUCGGUGUCGCAGAUCAGUCACCGAUUUCCUCAGCUUCGAGUGCUGGAAAUUACGUUGGGUGAACUGCAAAAAUAUGUGACGGAUGCCGUCGUGGCUGGUCUGGCGGCGCCAUUUCACUCCUACAGUCACUUGUUCGAGACCACAGAGAAAGAUGCACCCAGUUUACUUUCUGCACAGACGAGCAUUCAGGAUUCCAGGUUUCGUUUACUGGCUUUUGACAAGACGGCUCUUUUAAGCGAGCAGUUCCCUGAUGAAACCUUUGACCUCGUUAUCUUAUCGGAUGGUAACCGUAAGAAUGCGACACUUACCAGUCAGUUGGAUGGGGUUCAUCAGCUCCUGGCACCAGGCGGAUAUGUAUUUUGCGUCCACUCCACGGGAAUUCCGCUACAGGAUCGACUUCUGAACCCCCAAAAGCAUCAUCAAUCGCUGUCCUUGCAAACAUUGCUGCGUGCCACACCGCGCGUACAGGGUGACUUUGAUCUCAUCUCGUCGUGGACCAGUCCGUUGAGGACGAUUGCCCUCUCCAUCCGACAAUCCAUGAGCGCCGAUGUUCGGCAUCUUAUUAUGCCGUUGACCGCAACCGACGUAUCCUAUAUGUCGGACACUGUUCUGUUGAUCGGUGGGGAGACCGGCGAGACAGCGCAGUUGAGUUAUCAACUUGCAGCUAUUCUCCGAGAUAAGUCCUUGGAGGUGGUAACCGCACCACGUCUGGAAGAUGUGGUCUCGACUUCUAUGGGAACGGUGAAGGCAGUCAUUGUUCUAUCUGAUCUCGAUAAGCCGGUGCUGUCUUCCGUCAAUUCAUCCGAGUUCACAGCUCUCAAGCAGAUCUUGGUACCGAAUAUGUCUGUUCUUUGGCUGACGUCCGGGUUCCGCGACGACCAGCCCUACCAUUACGGUACCGUCGGACUUUUCCGCUCCAUCCGGACUGAAACGCCACAGCUGAAGCUGCAGAUCUUGGAUGUUGCGCACAUAUCUGGUGCCGAGACAGUCAUUGCUGAGUGCUUCCUUCGCCUCAUCACAUAUCUCGACUCUGAAUCCACUCCGCUAUGGACUUCGGAGCCGGAGCUUGUAUGGGAUGGUCAGCACCUGCUGAUUCCCCGCGUCCUGCCUAUCGAUGAUCUCAACCGCAGAUAUAACUCCACUCGCCGUGUGGUUCACAACUACCAGAAUGCAUCGCUGCAAGUUGUGCAGGUUGUCGCUCGCUGGAAUGGGGACAGAUACACCCACCAUGCGGUGGAGGCGACCCCGUCCAAGGCAUCAGCCCCUGCGGAUGAGCAUUUCGUUAAUCUUCGAGUAUUGUAUUCGAGUGCCUGGGCAAUUGAAAUCAAGAAAGGUUUUCAUGCCUUCGUCAGCGUCGCGACCGACAGCGCAUCGCGACAUUUGCUUGCACUCUCGCCGACCAACUCCUCGCUCAUCACCAUACCAGCGACCCAUGUCCACGCACUCCCUGCCACUGGUCUGGACCUGUCCGCUCUGCUGAACCGGAUAGUGGCAACCCUGCUUGCUCAGAGCCUACUUUGCCAGGCCAGCCCAGGGGGUCUGCUCGUCCACGAAGCCGACUCCUUCUUUGCCGAUACCUUACAGCGACUCAACGAUGAGGUGCGAUUACUGUGCUUCUCCACCACGGACUUAGCUUUAGAUGACAAUCGCUUUAUUCGGUUACAUCCCCUAUCGACCAAGGAUGCUACCAAAGCAGCGGUACCUUCGUCCCGAAUCAGUAGCGUCGCGGAUUUCAGCUUGGGGCUCACCCCGACCGCGCUGGUCGGGUUGAAAUCGUCCACAUGCAUGCUGAUCAAGGCGAUGGACUCGUUGGUCAAGACUGAGGCAAGUAUUCUAGACAAUGGGAACGCUCUGAGUACUGCUCAAGACGCCCUCCUGGUCGUUAGAUGGGUGGUUGAGACUGCACUGGAAGAGCUUGGUUCCACACGCAAGCCGCACACGACAACCCGUGUCUCAGACGUUCUGGAUAAGGGGUUGCAACCCUUGGGCGCCGUGCUCGAUUGGACCGAGAACGUCCAUGUGCCUCUGCGAGUUAACCGAUUCGAUCCGGGGUCCCAGAUGCGUGGAAAUAAAACCUAUGUCAUGAUCGGUCUAACUGGCGAGCUGGGCCAGAGUCUGUGCCAGUUCAUGGUCUCGCACGGAGCUCGUCACUUGGUUGUUGCCAGUCGGAACCCGGACAAGUCCCCUGCCUGGAAGACUGAUCUCGAGAAGCAAGGAGCCACCAUCCAAGUUCUCAGCGUGGAUGUCACGAAUGUUGAUGCCGUCCGUCAGCUGCGCGUGGACCUGGAAACUAGCAUGCCGCCGGUUGGAGGCAUUGUCAACGGCGCCAUGGUUCUAUCCGACGGUCUCUUCGCCGACAUGCCUGUCGAAUCGCUGCAGAAGGCCCUGGCGCCCAAAGUGCUCGGAUCGCAGAACUUGCAUGAUGUCUUCUCCGACGUCGAUCUUGACUUCUUUGUCAUGUUCUCGUCCCUCACCGGUGUGCCGGGGAAUCAGGGCCAAUCUAAUUAUACGGCUGCUAACAUGUUUAUGGCCGGUCUUGCGGCCCAGCGACGCAAAGCUGGACAGGCCGCCUCCGUUCUGGAUAUUGGCAUGGUUUCUGGUAUUGGAUAUAUCAACCGCACCGAUGGAGCCAAGAUCUACGCCAACCUUAAGCGUCAGGGGUACAUGCCGAUCUCCGAGCGAGACAUCCACGGCAUGUUCAUCGAGGCCAUCCAUUGCGGACGACCCACGUCUACGACGGGGGCGCAAUUGACGACCGGCCUCCAACGGUUCGGCGUCGAAGGUGAAGAGCCCUUGUACUGGCACACAGACCCUCGCUUCUCCCAUCAUCGAGUGCUCCGGAAUGCGGUCCACAAAAGUACGGUCUCGUCCUCGGUGGAGAGUCUUAAGAGCCGGAUCUCGGAGGUGCAGUCGCAGACGGCUAUUGCCGCGAUCCUAACGGAGAGCUUUGCGUCCCACGUGGAAGCAAUGCUUCACCUUGACCCAGGCAGCCUGGAUAAGGAGACGGCUAUCAUCAACCUUGGUGUGGACUCGUUGAUGGCUGUUGAGAUUCGGUCGUGGUUCUUGGCCGAGGUGGAGAAGGAUAUGCCCGUUUUGAAAGUGCUCGGGGGCUCGUCGGUGGCGACGCUGGCUGAAGAGGUGGCCAAAGAGCUCUUUGAAGAUCGCAGCACGUCGGCCCCCCCCCCGAUGGACUUGGACAAGAAUUCCUUCGAUUUAGGGUCAGUGCAUGGCAGCUCGACCGAUCCCUCGAGCAACAGUGACAGCAAAUCUGGAUUUGACGGCUUUUCAUCGGACGACUCCUCGGACAUCGCCAACGAUGACUCGGACCCAACCGCGCAGUGCGACCAGAUUGAACCCAUGUCGUUGAGCCAGGCUCGCAUGUGGCUUCCCUAUCUCAUGCUGCAGGACAAGACCGCCUACAAUUGUACGACAUCGUACCGCUUGAUUGGCCAGCUGGAUAUUCCACGCUUCGAGCGCGCUCUCCGUUCGCUGCUGCAGUCCCAUCAAGCCUUUCGCACACUGUUCUACACGGACCACGAAACCGGUGAGGCCAUGCAGGCCAUUGUCCCAACCUCUUCGACUUUCUCUUUGCGGAAGGUCGGGUCUGCCAAUGACUCAAGCGACGUGAAGGUCGAACAUGACCGAGUGGCGCAGCAUGUCUACGAGCUGGAACGUGGUGACAGCUUCAUUGCCACGCUCGUCACUCACCGGCCAGACUACCAUACAGUCAUCUUCGGGUACCACCACAUCAUCCUUGACGGCGUCAGCUGGCAGAUCUUUCUUCAAGAACUGGACAGGUUCUACGCGGAUCCCCAGCGACGGCCCUCGCUAGGCGUCGACUUCCUGGAUUUCUCGACGCGGCAGCACCACGAUCUCACCUCCAUCCCCUCCCUGUCGAAGCGACAGUUCUGGAAGAUGACCUUCGCCUCCGGGUCCUUACCCGAGUCACUACCGCUGUUCCCCUUUGCGAAAGCGCCGGCGCGCAUGCCGCUAACACAGUAUCGGGUGACGGAGUACUUUGUGGAACUGGAUCGGUCGCUGGCGGCCAAGAUCCGCUCCGCCAGCACGACGAACCAAACGACUGCGUUUCACUUCUACCUCUCGGUCUUCAGCGUCAUGAUGUACCGGAUGCUGGGUGUCACAGACCUGUGCAUCGGGAUGACGGAUGCUAACCGUAACGACCAGGCGUUCCUGGAGACGAUCGGGCUGCUCUUAGACAUGCUGCCCUUGCGAUUCCGCCUCGACAAAACCCCAUCUGACGAAAGCGCGUUCGCGGAUCAUCUUCGCGCCACGCGGGAUAUCGUCUAUUCGGCUCUGGGCAAUUCGGGGGUGCCGUUGGAGACGAUCCUGCAGGACAUUGGCGCCGAGAGCUCGGCCACGGAGCUGCCUCUCUUCCAGGCCGUGGUCAAUUAUCGGAUGGGAGCGAUCAAGCACAAGAGCAUCGGGGAUCUAGGGCUAGAGUAUCUCUCCUACGAGGACGCCGGCCACCCCUUCGAUUUCAUUCUGACCAUCGACGAAGACGAGGGUCGUGCGGGUCUCACCUUGUCCAUGCAGGAUUACCUCUACGACAGGGCCGGUGCGAACAUCUUCCUCGACUCGUACAUCCAUCUCUUGGAGUUCUUUGCCACGACGCCAACAGAGAGGGUCGCGACGCCGCCCGCCUUUGCACCUGCGCUCGAGCGCACCGCCAUUGAGCUGGGCACUGGUCCUCGUCUCUCGGACCCUUGGGAAGAGCCCACCCUCGUCCAUCGCAUCGACCAUAUGGCCGCAAAGUACCCCUCGGAUGUGGCACUUGGGGACGAGCGCGGCUCAUUGAGCUAUAAAGCCAUGUCCGACCGCGUCAACGCCAUCGCCACCCAGCUCCUCGCUGUAGGAGCCCAGGUGAGCACGCGCGUCGCCGUCUUCGGGACCCCGUCAACCGACAACAUCUGCUCCCUGCUCGCAAUCCUGCGCAUCGGCGCGAUCUACGUCCCCUGUGACGUGCGCAGCGCAGACGAGCGUCUCCGCACCAUCCUAACCGAAUCCGAAGCCACCGUCGUGAUCGUCAACCGCGAAACCAGCUCCCGGUUCGCCAAGUUCCAUCCAGACACCGUGCAAGCAGUGAUCCAGCUCGCCACGGUGCCCAUCCAGUCCAGUCCGGUUCAUAACGCAGCGACCGCCGCGGGCCUGGCCUUCAUCAUGUUCACCAGCGGCUCCACCGGCACCCCCAAGGGGAUCCAGCUCACGCACGCGAACUUCCUCACGCACGUGCAGGCCGCCUCGGCGUACAUGCAGCUCGGCCGGGAGGUGGUGCUCCAGCAGAGCGCGGCCAGCUACGACGCCUCCCUGGCGCAGAUCUUCUACGCCCUGGCGAACGGUGGCCGGCUGGUGGUAGCGGACAACCUCCGGGACACGGUGGCGCUAGCGUCCAUCCUCGAGAAAGAGGCGGUAACUUUCACCCUGAUGGCGCCGUCGGAGUACUUACUGCUCAUGGAGUAUACGGGAGACAUUCUGGCGAGGUGUUCGGAGUGGAAGGUGGCCAUGUGUGGUGGGGAGGCGUUCCCCCCGCGCUUGAAGGGGGAUUUCGGGCGGCUUGGGCAUGGGGAGUUGAGCGUUUAUAAUGCUUACGGACCCACGGAAAUUGCAGUCGCGUCGAACAUCGGGGAGGUGGCGAUCCCAAGAAAAGAAGCCGCUGGUGAAUCAAAUGACGGCGAUGAAAGCCACGUUCCCAUCGGCUCUGCCCUCCCAGAAUACAACGUCUACCUGGUCAACGAGGACAUCGAACCCGUGCCCCUAGGCUGUCCGGGCCAGAUCGCCGUCGCCGGUCCCGCCGUAAGCGCGGGCUAUCUCAAGAAUGAACCCUUGACAAGUGACAAAUUCCCUCUGGUCGGGGAGAGAUUCCACCCAGAGAAGAGCACAAGAGUCUAUCUGACUGGCGAUCUGGCGCGAAUGUUGUCGAAUGGCUCGAUGGUGUACCUCGGACGCAUUGAGUCGGACACGCAGAUUAAGCUGCGCGGGAUUCGCGUCGAAUUGGGAGACAUUGCCAAUGCGAUCCUCAAGACGUCCCGCGGGGUCAUUGCCAAUGCGGCUGUUGGGGUUCGUAACCCCGGUCCGGACCAGUUCCUUGUUGCGUAUGUCGUGCUGUCCGGGGAGAAGGGGACGAAGAGACCGGCGAAUGUACGGCAGUAUCUGGACCAGUUGUUGGUCGAUUUGCCGUUACCGCAGGCGAUGAAGCCCGCGGUGGCUGUGGAUGUCGGCAGUAGUUUGCCCAUGACGUCUAGUGGGAAGUUGGAUAUGAGGGCGCUUAAUGCUCGGCCGCUUCCUGCGUCUGGGGAUGAGGAUGGGGACGAGGAUACUGAAACCGAAACCGGUGCUGAUGCUGAUGCCGACGCUGGUGCGGAUACAACCCUCUCUGAUAUCCAUAGCAAGCUUCGCGAGAUCUGGAACCGUGCCCUGGGCGGCCACACCAGCAUUCCUAUCACUCCCUCGUCCAAUUUCUUUGCCGUCGGUGGCAGUUCGCUGUCCUUGCUGAAGAUGCAGGCGCUUGUUCAACGGGAAUUCGACCUGCGGAUUGCCUUGCCUGAACUAUUCCGCACGAGCACGUUUGGGGCUAUCGCUGAGCGGAUUCUGAGAGGGGUGUCUGCUGGCUUCACAGAGGAAGAGGUUGAGGAUACCGUGCCUUCCUCCUCACCUGUUGAUAUCAUUGACUGGAAGAAGGAGACUGCUCUCUCCGAGACCCUUCGAUCCUUGGCUUCCUCCUCCCAAUCAGACACCCGCAGCCCACCCAUGCGUCGCCGGCCCCUGACAGUCAUCCUGACCGGCGCGACAGGCUUCCUCGGCCGCGCCAUCGCGCGAGCGCUCCAAGCCCGCGACGACGUGCUGCACAUCCACUGCAUCGCCGUGCGCAACCCGCACUCCAGCGCCGCCCUGGAACUCGAACGCACCUGCGACAAAGUCAUCCUGCACGCCGGCGACCUCGCCCUCCCCUUCCUGGGGAUGAUGGAAGAAGAAGCCCGACUGGUCUUUGAGGAAGCCGACGUGAUCGUGCACAACGGCGCGGACGUCUCCUUCCUGAAAUCCUACCAGACCCUGCGGGGACCCAACCUCCGCGCCACGCAGACCCUGGUCGAGAUGACCGCCCACCGCCAGGUGCCCUUCCACUUCGUCUCCACGGCUGGGGUGGCCACCACCCUCUCGGAGGGCUCAUCCCCGGUGAUCGACGAGAUCUCGCUCGCGAACCACCCGCCACCCACCAGCCGCACCGGCGACGCGGUCCUGAUCGACGGCUACGUCGCCUCCAAAUGGGCCAGCGAGACCUUCCUCGAGCACGUGCACGCCCAGCUCGCUCUUCCCGUCCGCAUCUACCGCCCCUCCAGCAUCACCGGCGCCGACGCCCCCGCCCUCGACGUCAUGCACAACGUCCUCAACCUCUCGCGCCGCAUGCGCGCCCUCCCGGACCUCGGGACGUGGACGGGCUAUUUCGACUUCAUCCGCGUCGAGACCGUUGCGGAGGAGAUCGCCGCUGGUGUGACCGCUUCACCUACCCCGACCGCCACUACCCCUACCCCCUCGGGUGUGGAAUUCAUCCACCUCUCCGGCGAGAAGCUCAUCCCCGUCGCUGAAGCCCGCAAGCAUCUGGAAAGGGAGACCGGAUACGCUUUCCGCACCCUGGAGAUGGCUGAGUGGUGCCGCGAGGCCGCGGGGUAUGGGCUCCCGGCUCUUGUCGCGGGGUAUUUGGAGAGUCUGGAGGGUCAGGCGCUCUCGUUUCCGCGGUUGCGGUCGCGGAUUGCCGAGUGGGGGGGUGGGGGGAGGGAGGUGGUGGCUGUUUAG
Molecule: messenger RNA, 11952 nt
Organism: Aspergillus japonicus CBS 114.51
Lineage: Eukaryota; Fungi; Ascomycota; Eurotiomycetes; Eurotiales; Aspergillaceae
Exons: 4
Coding region: 40-11952 (3970 amino acids)
Biological process (GO): fatty acid biosynthetic process
Molecular function (GO): fatty acid synthase activity; 3-oxoacyl-[acyl-carrier-protein] synthase activity; phosphopantetheine binding
Source: RefSeq, a predicted model, not a curated record